Anguilla anguilla (European eel) is the source of this 3922-nucleotide messenger RNA. Its product is annotated as transmembrane protein 108-like. NCBI's taxonomy places the organism in Eukaryota, Metazoa, Chordata, Actinopteri, Anguilliformes, Anguillidae. The record is from RefSeq and is a predicted model, not a curated record. Bases 399 to 1553 code for a protein of 384 amino acids. Gene Ontology annotation, cellular component: early endosome; endosome membrane; postsynaptic density. Gene Ontology annotation, biological process: dendrite extension; postsynaptic density organization; retrograde axonal transport. The transcript has 5 exons.
CCGAGCCUGGGUGAUACCACGCGCACGCUUUUUCGCGCAUUCCGGUUAGAGCUCCCUUGCCGCUGACGCGAAGCGGGUCAAAGUGUGUCUUUUUAGGCUGUCCCACCCUGAAGAGAUAGCCAGUGGGUGUCUCGUUUCCCUAUAUAAACAUUUUUUUUUUGUCAGGCUGUAACUACUGAACAAUUUGUUCGCACCGAAGUUGGAGCUGCAGAACACCAUUGUACAUGGAUAUGGAGCUCGUCAUGGCAAUAGCGGGCAACAUGUGCGCAUGGCAGAUGUGACUGCGGAGUUGUGACAGUGGUUUUGGGUUCACUCCGUUCGGAUACGCCAAGGAUCAGAGAAGAACGUUGAGAGAGAGCCAUGAGUAGAGUGGAGGAGGGGCUGGACCACAUGAUACCAUGACGACAAGUCUGCAGGUCCUGUGCUGCCGACUGCUGAGUGUGCUGGUGAUCCUGGUGCUGCCGGCAGGACGGGUGUCUCAGGAGCUGCGCCCCAGCGGGCCGCCGCCGGUCCCGCCGAACCCCGCCAUGGCCCUCUCCCCGGACGCCAGCCUGCCCGCCUCGCACGCGCGCGCCGACCCCCACAGUGGACCCCUCGUCCCACAGUCUGGCAGUCACCCUCCUCCUGUAAGGGCAGGCCACUCCCCCCUCCUCCAGAAUUCGGGAGGUGGUGCCCCGGGGUCCCAGCCCGGUACAGUACAGUUGUUGUCAAAAGAGGAAGACUUCACGGACUCUGGAAGGUCUUACUACGCCUCUGAACUGCGGCCUUCCCCCUCCUCACCCUCUCUCGCCUCUGCCACAUCAAGCUCCUCCUCCUCAGUGUUGAAACAGGAAGCAGAGCUCCGAGGCUCCGCCUCCCCCACGCUGGAGUUCGUCCGGCCCCACCCCAUCACCCUUCGCGAGGCGGGUGCUUUCCCGUCUGACGGCGGGACCGCCACGCCCCUUUCCUCCAUCUCCACCUCAACCUUCCGCUUGCUCGACGUCGCCGCGACAGGAAGUGACAUCACAGCCCGUGACACCACGGACGUUUCCCCUGACGGCUCCAGCCUCGCGCCCGUCCCGAGCCCCGGCAGCACCGUGUCCCGCUCCAGGGGGGAGGAGCCACCGGGGGGCGUGGCCUCUGUUACCACGGAGCCACCCGCCAGUCCCACGGACAGCCUCCAAAACAGACUCUUCCCCGCAGCCAAUCAGACGGACUGGGCCCCGGCGGUCUGCCUGAGCAGGGUGGACAUCGUGUGGAUGGUGCUGGUCAUCACUGUGCCUGUCGCCACCUGCUCCGUCCUCCUCACGGUGUGCUGCAUGAGGAAGAGGAAGAGGAAGAAGGCCUCGGGCCAGGAGAGCAGCCUGAGCUACUGGAACGACGCCAUCACCAUGGACUACUUCAGCCGCCACGCGGUGGAGCUGCCCCGUGAGAUCCAGCCCCUGGAGACGGCCGAGGAGCAUGAGACCUUUCUGUCCCCCAAUGGAGACUACGUGGACAAUGGCAUGGUGCUGGUCAAUCCCUUCUGCCAAGAGACUCUGUUUAUCAGCCGAGAGAAGGCCUACAAGAGCUAGAAGGGUUCCUAUUGUGACAUCAUCGACAGAAGAAUGGAAGCCCCACCCCCCUCUCCCCCCAUCAUGGCUUUGCCAUUCAGUGCAGGUCAAUGACCUUUUGCAUAUGUGGUGACCUUUAAAGGGAUAGUUCAUGUUCUAGAGUUUUUUUUCUUUUCUUUUCUUUGAUGUUGUCUCAGUUUCAUUGUAUGUUUCCGACUGCCCCAGACAGCUUUUAUGCAGUGAUGAAUAUUUGAAAUGCUUAUAGAAGUUUCUUAUGGCCACUGGCUUCACAGUGAUAUAGAGGCAACGUUGAUUAUGUGGUUUGGUUCAAAGCAAGAAAAUGCUUUGUGCUUUUCUUCGGAUUGAGUUAGGAUUAGGGUUAGAGUUUAGGGUUAGGGGUUCGUAGGUAACAAAUUUCAGAUAUGUCUUCAUGUUACUUUCAUCAACUACCUUUGGGAAAACCCAAAUUUACUGAAACAUGUGGCCAGUUGUCCUCAAACAGGAUGCUGCAAAAACUGUCUGGGCCAAUCAGAAACGUACACUCAAACUGAAAUAAUAUGCCGAAUCUCCAGAAGGCAAAUGAUGCCUUUAAACUUUUUUUUUGGCUUAAUGUAUAGUACAAAUCCUGAUAUAAAUAAAUGAAAAGAGAAGUUAUUCAGUAUGAGUAUGUGGCUGCAUAUUUUUAUGAUGUACAUUAUGAUGUAUAUUUUCUAUAACGGCUUAAUUGUGAUAAGGGUUUUUAAUGUGUUUUUUUAAAAGCUUUGUUUGGUUUUGGUUUUUGGUAGGCAAGAUGAGCGAGCGCUUGUGUGGUGGCUUUAUUUUGUGCUGAUGAGAGGAAAAUACAAAAGAUGCCCAAAUAAUUUUUUUUAAUUUAGUGACUUAAAGCUGAAGCCUGUCGAACUUGAAUCGUAAUUAAAUUCUGGAUUCCUGAUUAAAUUAAUUUCUUGACGGGGAAGUGGAGUAAGCAGAUCGGUAAUGUGUUACCAUGAGCAGUUUAUGGGAAUGAGCAUUGAUCCCACAUUUUACAUGCACUGCAGAAGGAGAGAAACAAGCACAUUUAAAUAUUUAAUUAAAACAUUUAAGCUAAUUGACUUAAAUGCUGGACCAGAGGUGUCCACUGGCCGGAUGGCAUUCCACUUGCAGAUCUCCAGACAGAUGUGGGGGAUUUCCGCACACGAGCCUCUUUUUCUAGACAGCAUCCAAUUGUUUUAUCAAAUUGCACAGGCGUUGUUUCUGCUCUGUUUGCGUACAGCUGUUUCAAAGUAUCGCAAUCGUAAGAGCCAUUGAUUUGGUGGCUCACCACAAUCCAUCAAAGUGGGACUGUUUUCCAUGAUGGAGCGGAACACCACUGCACUAGGCUGUGUUUGACACACAGACCGUAGUUAAUGGUUUGGAGAUACACAAAAUUAAAUGGCCUAAAAUAGGAUUAAGGCAUAUGGAACGAGUCAGAAUUUAAAAAUUAAAAAAAUCCAUGCCGCAUUUUGGCAGCAUUGAAAAAAUCAAUGCUUUUCGUUGUCAUCUUGCCAGGAGAGGUUCAUGUUCAGGUGUUAAAUGUGAACCUCUCCAGCACAGAGGCACAGCUGUGAACAGAACAGAGACCGAAAACCUGUCCGUACCUUUCUCAUUAUUAAACGCGCACCCUUGCAGAUCACGCUUGUCUGUUGCACUGUACAUGGGUGGUGGAAGGUGGACAUUGCUGGCUACAGUGGUGGAGGAGGCUGAAGAAAUAUUUUUAGCAAGCACUGAGACUUCAUAUUACUUUGUAUUUAACCCUUUAAGGUGUAAUAUAAGAUAUAAUAUGUGGUUAGAAUGUUUUUAACCGAACAUUAUAAUGCUGAUGUAACAAUCACUACUGGUAACUGAAAGCAAGAAUGGCUUAGAAUUUUGAAAAAAACAUUACAGAAAACCCUGCUCUUCAAAGGGUUAAUGACUAUUGGCUGCAAACCAAUUGUGACAAUAAAAAGUGUUGACUGUUGAGUUCACCUGUUGACUGUUGAGUUCAGUCAGGCUAAACCUGAUUGAUGCAAACACGGUGAAAAAAAAUUGUUUCGCCCAUUUUCUUCACUUCAUGUGCCAAAAAAUCAUAUUUAAUCUGUGGUAUUUAUUUUCACAUUGGUAAGCAAGACCUGUUCUUCUCUUUGACAUGUGGCCACAAUUCAUGUGGAUCAUGUCCCUCUGUGUGUUAAGGAAAUUAUCGAAAUUAUUAUUACCUAACGAAGUGGGCUGCACAGAGAGGUGUUGGGCUUCAAAAACCACGUUUAUAAAAACCAGUUGCAAAAUGAGGCUGUGACAGAGAUUGAACUUGUAUCCAACCGCAAGCCUUUUUUUUGUAUUGUAGUAAUACACACUGUACUUUUUCACUACCGAGCAAUAAAAAGAGAAAAAAGCUU